Molecule: messenger RNA, 4420 nt
Organism: Acinonyx jubatus (cheetah)
Lineage: Eukaryota; Metazoa; Chordata; Mammalia; Carnivora; Felidae
Product: testis-expressed protein 13D-like
Exons: 4
Coding region: 865-3342 (825 amino acids)
Source: RefSeq, a predicted model, not a curated record
CUGUAUUUUAAAAAAGAGUUUCAAAAUGCAUGAAUACUAUUUUUGUACUUAGUUACUUUUAGCACGUGCUUUAUUUCUUUGUGUGGGUUCCAGUUAUCACUCGGUGCAGCUUAAGGCACUUCUUCAGCAUUUCUUGUAGGGAAGACCCAGAUUAUGAGGGGAACAUUUACUCUAAAAGUGGAAGAGAGACACUCUCCGAGAACCGUCCGAGAACCGUCCAUCAGGUGAACACGAGAGUGAAUUUAUAGGGCAAGUUCAGAGCAUUCAUGGUUCAAUCGCUGGAUUUUCUUGAGGACGGGGACUCUAAGUUCAUCGUUCAGAAUGACGAGGGAAGGAUACAGUGUGACUGACUGUCGAAGGUUUGAAGGGGUACCGAAGAGUUAUGGGCCAGAGAACCGAGGUAAGAAUAGAACGGCGCCCAUCGAGGCAACCCUGCCACCCGACUAGGAAUUCAUUCCACGAUGCUGGGUAUCGUCCCGAGGUUCUUAGAAACAAAUUCUAACCCAGGCUCACGACAGCGCCCCGUGCAGCCAUCCAGCCUAUUCGCCCUCUACGGGGCGCUCUUCAGAGGGAGGCGGAUCCCAGCAGGCCUUGCAGGGUGACUCAGGCGUCAUCUCUGUGACGUGUAACACCCUCGCCGGGUGGGGCUGGCGCGGUGAGGGCGUCCGUUUUACUCUCUGUGAGGAAAGUGAGGCGGUGAGGGAGGAGAGGCUGAGAAGGAGGCCGGGACUGGAAAAGGACUGCGGUAGAACCGACCGGGGACGUGAGGGGUGGGCCUUUACGGGCGGCGGCAGGGGCAGCAUUCCCUGCGAGACGGUUAGUUAUCUAGGCUCGCGGCCGGCAGUUAACUAGGCCGCAGCAGCCAUGGCGGUCGACUUUGGGGACCACGCCAGCGGGUUCCGCCACACCGAGGUGAUCAGGUUCAUCAACGACGAAGUCCUCGUGAACGGCGGUGGGCCGGAUUUCUACGCGGCCUUGCGCUCGCGGCCCUGGGACGAGGUAGAGGAGCGCCUUCGGACGGUCCUGGCCGACCCGCAAGUGCCGCGCGCCAUGAAGAGGGCCUGUGCGUGGAGCGCGCUCGCUUUGAGCGUGCGCGUGGGAGCCAGGCAGCGGGAGCAGCAGGAGCGCCAGGUCUCGCGGCUGCAGAACCAAGUAGACGAGCGCGAGACGACUACCUGGGCCCUGGCCUCCGAGCUGCAGCGGCUGCGCGGGGAGCGCGAGUCGGCGGUCGCACAGCUGCGCUCCACACAGGCCGCCCUGCGGCAGACUCUGGUCGAGUGUGACGUGCUUCGUGGGCGGCUGCUCCAGGUGGGGAGGGCCUCCCGGGUCGUGCCGCUGGCCCGCGAGAGAGGUCCUGGGCCUCCGGCCGAGCCACUUGGGGCCAUAGCAUGGCCCCGGAAUGCAGAUGUGGUGGCCAGGGAGCUGCGCAGCAGGCUGUAUUUUGAGGCCCGGGUGCCGGCCCCGGUGGCUGUCCUUUACGUGCCGGGACCCCCGAGUCCCUGGGCUCAGGCCGUACAGCCCGCUCUGCCAGUGCCCGUGCGGUACUUGCUUCCGUUCCGUGCCCCGUUCCCCGUGGGAUUCCCCGUCUCGCCACCUCUGCCGCCAGUAGUAGUCAUGGAUGCAGAAGCUGCAGUAGUUCCACAUCAGAUGCCUCCUCUGGGGAUCGGGCCACCUGGUCCACGUGCUGCAGUGGGCUACCAAGAGGGGAUGGUCCCACGGUGGGACCAGAGGAGCUGCAGCCAGGCGGAAGGUCCUGCGAUCCUCCAGAGUGCAGUCCCCCUGAGGGACAUCAGAAGCCUUAGCCAAGAAGGUCCGCAGAGGCCUCAGGGGAUGGUUCCUGUCAGAGAUAGCUGGAGCCAGAGCCAGAGCCAGGAAGAAGAUCCAGAGAACACCCAAGAAGUGGUCCCCCUUGGGGAUAGCUGGAGCCACAGCCAGCAAGAAGAUCCAGAGAGAGCCCAGGGGACCGUUCCUAUCGGGGAGAGCAGGAGCCACAACCAGGAGGAAGGUCCAGAGAGGGCCCAGGGGGUGGUUCCUGCUGGGGACAGCCAGAGCCAGAGCCAGGAAGAAGGUCCAGAGUGGGCCAAAGGAAUGGCCACCCUUGGGGAUGGCUGGAGCCAGAGCCAGGAAGACCGUGCAAAGAGGGCCUGGGAGAUGGUUCCCGUCGGGGAGAGCUGGAGCCAUAGCCAGCAAGAAGAUCAAGAGGUGCUCCGGGGGGUGGUCCCCCUUGGGGAGAGCUGGACCCAGAGUCAGCGAGAAGGUCCAGAGAACCCCCAAGGAAUGGUCACCCUUUGGGGUAGCUGGAGCCAGAGCCGGGAAGAAGGUCCAGGGUGGGCCCAAGGAAUGGUUCCUGUUGGGGAUAGCUGGAGCCACAGCCAAGAAGAAGAUCGAGAGAUGCCCCAGGGGGUGGUACUUCUUAGGGAUAGUUGGAGCCUCAGCCAGGAGGAUGUUCUAGAGAGGCCUCAGGGGAUGGUCUCCUUUGGGGAUAGCUGGAGCCAGAGCCGGAAAGAGGGUUUGGAGAGGCCUCGGGGGGUGGUACUCCUUAAAGAUAACCAGGGCCAGAGCCAGGAAGAAGGUCCAGAGAAUCCUCAGGAGAUGGUUCCCUUUGGGGAUAGUUGGAGUCUCAGCCAGGAAGAAGGGCCAGCAAAGGCCCAGGGGAUGGUCCCCUUUGGGGGUAUCUGGGGCCUCAGCCAGGAAGAAGGUUCGGGGCGAUCCCAAGAGAUGGUUACCUUUGGUGCCAGCAGGAUGAAUAGCUGGGAAGAAGAUCCAGAGAGGCCUCAAGUGAUGGUGCCCCUGGGGGCCAGUAGGGACCACAGCCAGGAAGAAGGUCCAAAAAGACCCCAAGGGAUGGCCCCCCUUGUUGCCAGCAGAAGCAGUAGCCACGAAGAAGAUCCAGAGAGGCCUCAGGAGAUGCUCUCCUUGGGGGCCAGCGGGAACUACAGCCAAGAAGAAGGGCCAAGAAAACCCCAGGGGACAGGGGACAGAAGACGCCAUAGCCAGCAAGAAAGUCCAAAGAGGUACCCCCCGGGGUUUAGGAGGAGCCACAGCCUGGAAGAAGGUCUACAGAGCCCCCAGGCGACCCCCCAGGGGGACAGCUGGAGCUAUGGUGUGAGGGAAAGCCCAAUGAAACAGCAGCCUCAGGGGCAGAAGGCCAAGCAACCAAAAGGGAAAAAAGCUCUGGGUUUCCUGCACCAGGAGAAGUCUGCCUCAGGCUGCGGCCCAGAGAGUUGGGAGUGCCCAUGGUGUAAAGCCAUGAAUUUUUCAUGGCGCAUGGCCUGCUGUAAGUGCAAGGAAGGCUGUGUGGAAGUUGAGAGUGGAGACCCGGACCCAGGACCAACUCACUGAUUUGCGAAAGGUGAGGGCCUGUUUUUGUGUCUCCGAGCCCCACAGAAAUUGUUUGUUGCUGAAGAAGCUGAACCUGUCCCAUUAGAAGAUCUUCUAAGAGUUUAAAGAAAUCACACUUGAUUCCUGCUGACCUGCACCUCAUCGAGACCCCCGUUGGCUGGAGCGGAGAGGAGUGAGAGGAAGUCGGGGAAGAGGAGAUGCUUCGGCGCUCCUUAAGGCGGAAAGGAGGGCAAAAUGAUUUUGUUAGAAUUUAAUUUCUCUGUUGGGACAAGCAAUUAAUUUGGAAGAGUUGGGGGGUGUUGUGGUGUUAAGUUCUAUAAGUGAUAGCAAAUUUGAUAGAUAACAUUUAAUUCAUUACACAAAUCGUUAUUGUCUGGUAUGUGUUAAGAGCUAGACUUAUAUGUUAAUAUCUGGUGCACACAUUAUAACUUGAUUUGAUGAGUUUGGUUAGAUACCAGGAGAGAGCCUAACUUGGGAUACAAAUUACAUGAGGACUUCUUUGCCUUGCAUAGAGCGUGGCUUUCAGGUGAGACAAGUGAGCAGCGGCCAAGAUCAGGAAAGUGGCUUCAUGAAAGUAUGGGCAGGACAUUUCUGAUAACUGUGCUGGUUUCUUCCUUUGAGAGGAACAGCUAUCCUUCUGGUUGCCUGAAAGACGGCUGAGUCACUUAGAGAAAGACAGUGCCUGGGGGAGUGUCGGCUACACACUCAAGCCCUCAGCUUUGGGCCACCGCCAUCCCAAGCCCCUUUCCAGUCAAGAGUGGAUGAAGAACAAAAUGGAUUCCGAGGGCAGGCAUCGUGCCAUGGACGGUGCUUCUCUCAGGAAGGCUAACUGGAUUAAAAAAGAACUGCACCAACAUUUUUGGGAGCGCCCCCGGGCCCCUUCUCUUCCAUUGGCUGUCCGCUCCCCGGGGGUGGGAAGUUCGACGGUCUCCAGUCUGAACAAAAGGUGUUCUUGAGUUCCCCCGGGGAAAUCCCGGCCCACCAAGCUCAAACUCUUGUCAGAGGUUUCUGAUCGUAACAAUAAAGAGCGUGCACUGGCCUGCCGUGUCUCCUGGGUGCUGUGUCUCCUUGGGGCAGA